GCUAGAUUCAUGGUCUCCACCGCCGUACUUCGAUGAAGACAGCUACCCCUCCCCUCCCAGGAAUAUGAAAGGUUUAUCAAGUGGUCGUCCUCAGCUCACCUUCACAUCAGGACACACCUGUGGGCUGCCAGACUGCGAUCAGUCCCUCGAUCACUUGCAGCAUGUCGGCCCAGACUCCCGCUCUCCCUACCUGCUCAGUCCCACCGAGAGUUGCCCUUUGGACCCACACCGCUGCUCACCCCGCAGCUCCAUCCACUCGGAGUGCAUGGUGAUGCCAGUUUCUAUGGCAUCUGACCACGUCUCCAGCAGCACCUUUCCUAGAAUGCACUACAGUUCACAUCAGGACAGCUUGCGGGACGACGGCUCCACUUCUCAUGGUGGAGGAGGUGGCGGAGGAGGGGUUAGCAUUGUUAGCGGGGGUGGCGGAUCCGGGAAGAUGAACCGUAUUCCUGCGAACCUCCUUGACCAGUUCGAGAAGCAGCUACCGAUUCAUAGGGAUGGUUUCCACACGCUGCAGUACCAGCGCACGUCUGCCACCACCACCAACAGCGAGCAGCGCAACGAGAGUCCCGGGCGCAUUCGCCACCUGGUGCACUCUGUCCAGAAGCUCUUCACCAAAUCGCACUCUCUUGAAGGCUCUUCCAAGAUGAACGGCACCAAGGGAGACUCUCGCUCAGACAGCGGACACCACCACCAUCACCACCAUCAUCACGGCCAUGACCAUGGGAGCCACAAACACAGCAAACGAAGUAAGAGCAAGGAACGCAAGUCAGACUCCAAGCAACGCUCAGGGAUAGCAGGCUGGUGGAGCUCUGACGACAACCUGGACAGUGACAGCACCUACCGGACUCCCAGCAUCAUGAGUCGGCACCACGGAGAUCAUAUCACUCACUGUUACCCGGAUAUGGGCCACGGGCACUUCGGUGACCUUUCACUAAAGACCUCAAAGAGCAACAAUGACGUGAAAUGUUCAGCAUGCGAGAGCAUCGCUAUGGCCCCCGAGGGCAAAUUCAUGAAGCGCAGCUCCUGGUCGACUCUGACUGUCAGCCAAGCUAAAGAAGCCUACCGUAAAUCUUCCCUUAACCUGGAGAAACCGACCAUGCCUCAAGAUCUGAAGUCCUCCAUGAGGCCUUGUCAUUUUUUACAGGUCCCUCAGGAUGAAUGGGGAGGGAGAGAUGAGGAGAUCCCAUGCAGAAGGAUGCGGAGCAGCAGCUACGUUAAAGCCAUGGGUGAUCAAGACAGUGGAGACUCUGAUGGCAGCCCCAAAAACUCCCCACAGAAAAUGGUGCGACCCAACGCGCUCGUCAAAUCUGUGCUGCAGAGACAACUUUCAGACCAGAGCUCAUACCGUUUGGAUAAGUCUAGCCGGGACAUGGUCAAAUACCUCACCAACAUCACUGCAGAUUUAAGUCAAAGCUACCAUCUUCAGACCUCUAGGGAAAUCCAUCCCAGCAUCACACUGGAACCGUCGCCCAACUACAACUCCCCCAAAUUCCGCUCCAGGAACCAGAGCUACAUGAGAGCGGUCAGCACCCUGAGUCAGGCCAGCUGUGUCAGCCAGGUCAGCCAGGUGAGCGAGACCGAGGUCAAUGGGCAGUUUGAGUCGGUGUGUGAAUCCGUGUUCAGUGAGGUGGAAUCUCAGGCCAUGGACGCUUUGGACUUGCCGGGCUGCUUCAGGACACGUAGCCACAGUUACCUGCGAGCCAUCCAGGCCGGAUUUUCCCAGGACGAUGACUGCGUCCCCUCCAUGACAUCAUCUACUGUCACAUCCACCAUCAGGUCCACCACAGAGGGAAAUGAUGUGCUGGAGGGCACUGGUUUGCUUAAUGAGGACAAUUUACCCAGCGAGGGGCCAGACUUGACCUCCAUGGCCCAUGGCAAUACGGGCUUCCGCAGGAGAGGAGAUGAAUCAGGCACCCUUUAUGGUAAUGGCUCACCAUCCAGGACUCCCUUGUUUCCCCCAUUGAAAACGAGUGCACCCAUCAGGCCACGGCCUGUUCAGUCAAGUGUCCAGGAGACGGCAGAUCUGGCCCUGGCCAUCAGCCAGCAGUGGAGAGAGGAUGUGUCAGCCAUGCGUAAGGAGUUAGCCGAGCUCAGGAAGGAUCUGUGCACAGAGCUCAGAGCCUUUAACAGGAACUUUUCCACCUUUACACAACAUUACAGCACAUGGUCACCGAGCUGUGUGAGGGAAACCCAGACAGCUGCACCUCAAGUGUCUGUCAGCACCCAGGCAGGAAGCAAGACCCUGGUGCGUCAGAACACAGCGGAUGCAGCGGUUAACUGCCCAUCACCAGUUGAUCCCAGUGUUUUAUCCAUGUCUCCCUCUGAACCUGCAGAUAGAAACGUUCUGCAGGUCUCAACGUCAUCACCAUUUUUUCAAACUGACCCCAACUCUGAAUUAGCAGACAUUGAUGAUCCUACUUUUGCUAAUCUUACCCCUCCAGAUCCAGUUGAUGUUACAUCGCUUUGUUGGCCUGAUCUAGAUUCAGACUCUAUGACUCCUCCUGAUCCUCCAGAACCAGUACCAGAAGUAGAAUCCUAUUGCUUUACAAAGUCAUCCACUCCUGAGCAUGUUGAAUCAAUUGUUUUAGACUUUACAAAUGUAGAGCUUGUGAACCUGGCCAGUUUGCAAUGGCCUAAACUGGAUCCGGAAGAUACUGGCUCUUCACUACACGAAUCUCUCGAUCAGCCCUCUCCGGGGUCUCCGGAAGAGCUUGGUCCAUGUACACCCGAGCUUGUUAUCACAACUACACAGGAACGGUCAGUCCUAGAAUCAAUGCAACCAUUGUUGCUGAGUCAUUUAGAUGAAGAACAAAUAGACUUCACAUUGCCCGAACUGGACCCCAGUGUUCUGAGUCCAUUGACCUUGGAUUCUAUGAAUCUUCAUGACUUAAAAUGGCCAAGUUUAGAAUCUCUCGAACUCAAUGUUUCUGGCUCUCAAAGCCCAGGUCCUUUAGAUCUAGCUUUGCCAAACCCUCCAACUCCAGAAACUGUCUACACAUGCUCCUUUGAGUCUACAGCACAAGAACCACCCCUUCCAGAACUUUUGGACACCAUUUAUCUCCAGCCUGCCACACCAGAGCCCGAAUCGCGAACAGACUCUGACAUAUCAAACCCAGCAAGCCCCGAACCUCAUUUUCCCACUUGUCAAAAGUCAAGUACACAUGAACUAGACUCUCAGGCUCUUGUUUUAUGGUCCAAAAAGGACACAUUCAUGAUCUUUCGAGAAGAAGAUGGUGCAGAGUCCUGCUCUGAAGAGAAAGAUGGUCAGAAUGUAGCUUCUUCUGACACGAUGAUUAAUUUUGCAGUCCAGUCAGACGCUGUUGACUCAGGUCCUCUUGAGUCUGAGACUCUUUUCUCUGCCGUUCUGUGCUCAAUUGAGUCAGACACUUUCGAUCCUGAAGUCACGAGCAUGGAUGAACCAACAACACAAGGGUCGAAUCCACCCGGACUUGCCACCAUAGACCCAGCGACUGUGCACCCCUUCAAUUUAUCCCUGCUGGAGCUUCAGUCGGCUUUAGAUGUGUCUAAGAGCGAAACAAGCGAUAAUGGGUCACCAAAGGGAACAGCAGCCAUAAGCAGCCCUUCUUAUUCUCCAUCCCGUAGGGAUUUUCUGUGGAUUCGGUGGCAGCGGAAAACGCGUGGACGGCAGCCAAUGUCACGGAGUGCCAGUAUGGAAAUUUACCACAAGAAAUACUCAAACAAUUCAGAGAUGUCUUAUAUGUCACUGUCACUCUGAGCUCUUCGAAAGUGCAUGAAGCUACACGGGGUGUGCAAUAGAUAAUCAUAAGAUGUAAUAUUUGCUGACAGAAUACAAGACUGUUAAGUUAUGUAGCAAGAUGUUUACAGGUUUGUGUCUCUCCAAAGUGUGUGUGUGUAAUUAUAUAAAAGAGAAUGAGAAGUAGAGAGUGUGGAAAGGACAAAAGAUGAAGGGGGUUGCUACAUUUUAGGCAUGGAUGAGGUUAUGAGAGAGGUUGUAGCUAAAAGCAGUCUGAUGACAAAAAUGGCACUGCAUUAGUGUACUUCAGACAUUCAGCACCUAUUUACUCUGUGAAACCAGUGAGUCACCUUGAACUUCACUCCUCUCCAGGGACAUUCUUUACAGAGACUCAGAUGUAUUUUAGUAAAUACUGUGAUUGUUUUUUUGGCGGAGAACGAAGACUUCCAGUCAAGACACUCUUGCCAAUAAACUUUAGAAACUACCGAGUAAACUGUAAAAUAAAUCUCUGUACAAACCUAUCUUGGAUCAACCAGGAAUUUGUACCUUGGUCAUGUUCUGUGAGGGCGAAGGCAUAGGGAUAAUCCUUUUUCAGAUGGAACAAGACUGAAUGUUGGCCAAAGACUACCUGAAACAACUGCUUGGAUACAUUUUAUGGAUUUUUGAUAAUCUGUUUUUUUCUCUGAAUGUAAUGUAAUGGUCAUUUUUCUGGUGUGAAUAAUGGAAUCCUUUAUUCCAUUUAACUCAAAGUCUUCAGAGCCAAAGUCUCACUGUAAAAGUGGAGGACAAUUUAGUACUGUGAAUUUUCCAAAGACACGACGGCUAUGUUAUGAUACUGUGUAAAGUGACUGAUUUUCUUUUUCUCUUUUUUUUUCUUUAAAACCUAUAUCUUGAGGGGACGUUGGACAUGCUGAAUGUGAUAUUUUUUGAUUCCCUUUCUGGACAUAUAUGGAAAUAUUUGAGAUUUUAAUAUUGAAUCACUAUUUCUUAAAAUGACUUACAUUUACAGAGGUCCGACGUACUGUUAGUCUGCUCUGUUUACUUGAAUAGGAGCAUGUAGUUCAUUAUACAGUUUAUUUGAUUUGGGAAAUAGAUCUACAGGCCACAGAAAUGCAUACUGGUUAGGAAGUAAGUCCUGUGGUCUAAACAAACAAAUUGAAGGGACUGUCCAAUAUUUGUACAGUUAGCAGUAAACAAAAUUUAUCAUGCACACUUCUUACAAAUCCAUGCUAAUCUUUCAAAUCCACAUAUAUUAUUAUAAAAGAGAUACUACAUACUGUUUGCUCUUGAAACACAAGUAUAAUAUAUUCCACAGGGAUUCCCUCUUUUAUUGUACAUAUGCAGCCGAUUGUAUCCUGUGACUUUUUUCUCUUCAAAUAUUAAUAACAUUACAGACACAACAGCUCCAUGUGUUAAAAAAUGAUG
Molecule: messenger RNA, 5143 nt
Organism: Danio rerio (zebrafish)
Lineage: Eukaryota; Metazoa; Chordata; Actinopteri; Cypriniformes; Danionidae
Source: RefSeq, a predicted model, not a curated record